Molecule: messenger RNA, 1362 nt
Organism: Penicillium lagena
Lineage: Eukaryota; Fungi; Ascomycota; Eurotiomycetes; Eurotiales; Aspergillaceae
Product: glycoside hydrolase family 7 protein
Exons: 3
Coding region: 1-1362 (453 amino acids)
Biological process (GO): carbohydrate metabolic process
Molecular function (GO): hydrolase activity, hydrolyzing O-glycosyl compounds
Source: RefSeq, a predicted model, not a curated record
AUGUAUGAGCGCGCGUUCCUUUUCUCUGCCAUUAUGGCGGCCGCUCGUGCCCAGCAGGCUGGCACGCUGACCCCUGAGACUCAUCCCUCUCUGACGUGGGAGAAAUGCGCGUCCGGCGGUAGCUGCACCGAGCAGUCUGGGUCUGUUGUCGUUGACGCCAAUUGGCGGUGGGUUCACGACAUCAACAGCUCGACGAACUGCUAUACCGGUAACACGUGGGACGCAACUCUCUGCCCAGACGACACAACUUGUGCCGCGAACUGUGCUCUGGAUGGCGCCGACUACUCCGGGACCUAUGGCGUGACGACCGACGGCAGCUCCUUGACCCUGGGUUUUGUCACCGGCUCGAAUGUUGGCUCUCGUCUCUAUCUGAUGGAGGACGACAGCACCUAUCAGAUUUUCCAACUGCUGAACCAGGAGUUCACGUUCGACGUAGAUGUUUCGAACCUCCCAUGCGGCCUUAACGGUGCUUUGUACUUCGUCUCCAUGGAUGCCGACGGUGGCAUGUCCGAGUACAGUGGUAACAAGGCCGGAGCCAAAUACGGCACUGGCUACUGUGACUCGCAAUGCCCUCGGGACCUGAAAUUCAUCAAUGGCCAGGCCAACGUCGACGGUUGGGAGCCUUCCAGCAACGACGCAAACACUGGUAUCGGCGGCCACGGCUCGUGCUGCGCGGAGAUGGACGUGUGGGAGGCGAACAGCAUUUCCACCGCUCUGACACCCCACCCCUGCGAUACCGCCAGCCAGACUAUGUGUGAUGGCGACAGCUGCGGCGGGACAUACUCGAGCAGCCGCUAUGGAGGUACCUGCGACCCUGAUGGAUGUGACUUCAAUCCUUACCGCAUGGGCAAUACGAGCUUCUACGGACCCGGCGAGAUUGUCGACACAAACUCCAAGAUGACGGUAGUGACGCAGUUUAUCACCAGCGACGGCACAGAUACCGGCACCCUCAGUGAGAUCAACCGUAUUUACGUGCAGAAUGGAGUGGUCAUUGCCAACUCGAACUCUGAUGUCAGCGGCGUGAGCGGUAACUCGAUUACCUCUGACUUCUGCACAGCCCAGAAGACGGCGUUUGGCGAUGAGGAUAUCUUCUCGCAGCACGGUGGGCUGUCUGGUAUGAGCACGGCUCUGUCCGGGGGUAUGGUGCUUGUCAUGAGCCUGUGGGAUGAUUACUAUGCCGACAUGCUCUGGCUCGACAGCGACUAUCCCACCAACGCGACGGCCACCGACCCUGGCGUUGCUCGUGGUACUUGCUCGACCAGCUCUGGUAACCCGGCCACCAUCGAGUCGCAGUCUGGGUCGGCCAAUGUGGUCUUUUCCAACAUCAAGGUUGGCCCGAUCGGGUCCACCUACUCGUCGUAG